AUGGUAUCAGAGCUUCCAAACUCAUCAAUGGCUUUCAAUGUAGCUGUAGAUUCUGAAACACUACCAACAGAUCCUUUGCCUUCAACAAAUUCUUCAACAGAUCCUUCAAUGACUGCAGAUCGCAGAUCGAAUUCUAAUUCUUCAAUGGAUGAUCAAAAUUCCAAUCCAUCAAGUCCUUACUUUCUUCCACCAUCUGAUAACUCUGUGAUUCUUGUUUCGCAACCACUCACUAGUCUUGAGAAUUACCUAAGUUGGUCGAGAGUAGUGUUUCUCUCCUUGAGUGGUAGAAACAAAUUUGGUUUUGUCAAUGGCCAAAUGAUCUCCAUGCCUGAUCCAUCUUCAUCUCUGUACAAUGCUUGGCACAGAUCAAACACCACCAUUCUUUCUUGGUUGGUGAAUUCCUUGAGCAAAGAGCUUCAAUCUAGUGUGAUGUACAUUCACAUUGCUAGGGAUUUAUGGAUUGACAUGCAUGAUGGGUUUUCUCAGCCAAAUGCUCCAAGAUUCUUUGAAGUUCAUAAAGAAAUUUCGAAGCUUUCACAAGGUUAG
Messenger RNA from Quercus robur (English oak), 546 nucleotides. RefSeq lists its product as uncharacterized. Bases 1 to 546 code for a protein of 181 amino acids. The record is from RefSeq and is a predicted model, not a curated record. The transcript has a single exon. Lineage: Eukaryota; Viridiplantae; Streptophyta; Magnoliopsida; Fagales; Fagaceae.